AGCUUUCUCUCUCCACCCGCUCCGCCUUGCUUGUUGAUAAAUUUUUCCCUCCCUGUCUUCUCUCGUUUUCUCUUCCAGCCAGAUAAGACGCUGGUCAUUGCCGUUAACUGCUGCUGCGAAAAAAGAGAAAAUAUAUCUUUCUUUCUUUCUUGGCAUUUUUUCUUCCGUUAAAAGAACGCAGUCGUUUAUAACGUUAAGUUCAGAUACCAGCUCAUAAUGUCUGGAACUCAGCCUGUUGCUGUUUAUGCCCUCCGGGUGCCCCCCGGUGGCAUCCUGAUCCCGGCUGUUCCUGAGGCCUCUGCGAUGUUCCGCGUCAGCAUGGCAGCCAUCGACCCUGAUGAGGCUCCCGACUUUGACGAUGGUGCUGGUCCCAGCAAGCCUCGCGCUACCCUCAGACUGAUUCGUGCUCCUGGCGGUGUGGAUUUCGACGAUGAUGAGGAGGACGAUGAGGACUACGAAGACGAGAGCGAUGAGGACGACUCCGAUGACGAGGAGGUCAACGGCGGCCCCAGCGACAAGGAGAAGGCUAAGCAGCGCAAGGAGGCCGCGGCCUUGAAGGAGAUGGAGGAGGCUAUGGAGGAGGACGAGUCCGAGGGAGAUGAGAUCGACAUCAAGGCCGCCAUUUCCAAGCUUCUCAAGGGCAAGGCCCCCGCUACUGACGACGACGAUGACAACGAGUCUGACGAGAGCCUGGAGCUUGAGGAGAUCGUGGUCUGCACUCUGGACCCUGAGAGGCAAUGCCAGCAAGCUCUGGACAUCACCGUCUCUGAGGACGAGCGUGUCUUCUUCAAGGUCACCGGUACUCACACUGUCUUCCUGACCGGUAACUAUGUCAUCCCCACAGACGAGGGCCGCAGACCCUACGACGAGGAUGAGGAUGAUGAGGACGACGAGUACGACCUCUCUCCCGACGAGGAUGAACUCGACCUCGAGGAUCUGAUGGACGAGGAUGACGAGGAUGACGAGCUCGAUGGCCUGGAGAACCCUCGCAUCACCGAGAUCAACAGCGACGAGGAAGAGGAGGAAGCUCCUAAACUCGUUGAGGCCAAGGGAAAGAACAAGCGCGCCGCUGAGAGUCUCGAUGACCUCGUGGCCAAGGACAAGGCCGCCACCAACGGCGAAACCCUGAGCAAGAAGCAGCAGAAGAAGCUGAAGAAGAACAACGGUGAGGCUGCUCCAGUUGAGGCCAAGAAGGAGACCAAGUCGGACAAGAAGGUCCAGUUCGCAAAGAACCUCGAGCAGGGACCCACUCCCUCUGGUCAGGACAAGAAGCCCGCUGAGAAGCCCGCUGACAAGCCCACUGGAACCCUCGGUGUCAAGGAGAUCAAUGGCGUGAAGAUCGAUGACAAGAAGCUCGGAAAGGGCCCUGCUGCCAAGGCUGGUAACACUGUUGCCAUGAGAUACAUUGGCAAGCUUGAGGAUGGCAAGGUCUUCGAUUCCAACAAGAAGGGAAAGCCAUUCACCUUCAAGCUGGGCAAGGGCGAGGUCAUCAAGGGCUGGGACAUCGGUGUUGCUGGUAUGGCCGCCGGUGGUGAGCGCCGCAUCUCUAUCCCUCCUCACUUGGCCUACGGCAAGAAGGCUCUCCCCGGUAUCCCCGCCAACUCGAAGCUCAUCUUCGAUGUCAAGCUCCUUGAGAUCAAGUAAAAUGGACAUAUUGAUGGGUUACGUGGCCUCCAGAUCCGGGGCUGCACUGCAAUAUCUCGCGUCCUCGUUUUCUUUGAUCAUUUCAUUUUCUUUUUUUAGUCACAUCAUGCGGUGUUUUAUGGGCUGUUUUUCUCUUAUCUCAUCCCAAGAUAUCCGACUUGUAUUUCUUUCGCGCAGCUUUUCGUUGCAUUGAGCAGGGAUGAGGAUAUCGCUCUAGGAGUUUGCACAUUUCCUAUGUAUCAAAAGUUCAUAGUUCGAGUAUUUUGUGGGUGGUUUGUCCUCUGAAUGCUCGAGUAUCUCGUCUUGUCUAGCUAGUGGAAUAGCCGGGCUUAAAAAUAUAGAAAGCGUCCUUCUUCGGUUCAAUCUUCCUAUAUCUUCCCCGACAGUGAUUAAGUCAGUUUUCUAACCGUCGUAUCUGGGUGCUUUAUCACGAC
Messenger RNA from Paecilomyces variotii, 2078 nucleotides. Its product is annotated as FK506-binding protein 4. Gene Ontology annotation, molecular function: macrolide binding; peptidyl-prolyl cis-trans isomerase activity. The record is from RefSeq and is a predicted model, not a curated record. Gene Ontology annotation, cellular component: nucleolus; chromatin. The coding region runs from base 217 to 1644 and encodes 475 amino acids. The transcript has 4 exons. Lineage: Eukaryota; Fungi; Ascomycota; Eurotiomycetes; Eurotiales; Thermoascaceae.